This is a messenger RNA of Alosa alosa (allis shad), 2802 nucleotides long. Its product is annotated as sphingosine kinase 1-like. NCBI's taxonomy places the organism in Eukaryota, Metazoa, Chordata, Actinopteri, Clupeiformes, Clupeidae. Gene Ontology annotation, biological process: cellular response to growth factor stimulus; negative regulation of apoptotic process; sphingosine biosynthetic process. Gene Ontology annotation, cellular component: intracellular membrane-bounded organelle; cytoplasm; membrane. Bases 93 to 1865 code for a protein of 590 amino acids. The transcript is spliced from 5 exons. The record is from RefSeq and is a predicted model, not a curated record.
GAACAGCUGGGUGAGAGAAAGUCCUGCAGCCGCAGACUGCAGCACCAUCCGCGCACCGGUCUGCGCUGCGGAGCGCGGAGCGCUACUCAGGCAUGAUGGACAGAGACAAAACCGAACCGGAUCCAUCCCAUCACCGCAACGGGAUUGUGGGAUUACUCUAUGGAGAGUUCACAGACAUUCUUAAUGGAAAAGUUAGGUGUUCUGUUAGUUUGACGGAUCAUGCCCUCACAGUUCAGAAGAUCACUUCGUCACCUGGACAGGGCAAGGUGGUUUUCGACUUGAAUGACUGUAUCGGUUGUCAUGCAUUUAAAGGAGAGGACAAUGCAGACACCGCGGCUUACUUUUCAGCGUAUUUUUAUCCGUUUAAGAGAAAAUGGUUGAGUUCAGCAAUGGCCCGCCAGAGGUUGGAGCAAUGCUUUCGUGUUGCGCUCGCUCAGGACCCUAGCGCUAACCUCGAGGAGGCUGAACGGUGGGCUCGAGCUAUAAGGGAUGCUUCAUUUCGUCAUUUACCUCGGCGUGAUGGUGCCGUGUACUGUGAGGUGCGUCGCCCUUGCCGGCUCAUGCUGCUGCUGAACCCCAACAGUGGACGGGGCCAAGCGAUGUCCCUCUUCACCACCCACAUCCAACGCAUGCUCACCGAGGCUGCUGUCCCCCACACACUGGUCAUCACCGAGCACCAGAACCAUGCACGGGAGCUAGUGCGAGAGGCUGAUUUGUCUCAGUGGGACGCCUUGGUGAUUCUGUCAGGAGAUGGGCUGCUUUUUGAGGUGGUCAACGGCCUGAUGGAGAGAGAGGACUGGGAGGUGGCCAUCCAGACGCCGCUGGGCAUCCUACCCGGAGGCUCGGGCAACGCCCUGGCAGCCUCUGUCAACCAUUACUCCGGGACCCCGAUGCUGUUGGGCGAGGAGUUGCUGGUCAGCUGCGGCUUCCUGCUGUGCAAGGGCCUGCUGUCUCCGAUGGACCUGGUGUCUGUCCACCUGGCCUCGGGCCAGCGCCUCUUCUCAUUCCUGGCGCUGGCCUGGGGCUUUGUGGCCGACGUGGACAUUGAGAGCGAGCGCUACCGGCAGGCGGGCGCCCUGCGCUUCCUGCUGGGCACGCUGGUGCGGCUGGCGUCGCUGCGCUCCUACCGCGGCCGCCUGGCCUUCCUGCCCGUCCACCAGGAGCCAGCCGCGGAGCAGGAGGGCAGAGUGGCCAGACUGGUGGCUUCCACGUCCAGCAUCUCGUCCGAUAACGACUCCUCUCCCUCCACCUCUCCGCCCGACUCCCCCAACUCAUCCUUCUGCUCGGCCAUGUCGUGCGGACCGCUGACGGACUCCUCUCCGCCCUGCAGUGCCCUCUGCCCCGAAAACUCCGUCCACAGCAGCAGCCCAUCGCCCAACGACAACAACACUCUCCACAACGCCUCCAACAACGCCAUCAAGCUCCUCCAGGCCGGCUCUGACCAGACCACAUCCCUAAUCAAGGGCCCACCGGACUCUCUCCUGUCCCCUCUGGAUGAGCCGGUGCCCGCGGACUGGACGCAAGUCCCGGAGACGGGCUUUAUUCUGAUGCUGGCCAUGUACCAGUCCUACCUGGCCGAGGACCUGCAGGCCGCCCCGGAGGCGCGUACCCAGGAUGGCUGCAUCCACCUCUACUACGUGCUGGAGGGGGUCUCGCGGGCAGCCCUGCUGCGCCUCUUCCUGGCCAUGGAGAAAGGCACGCACAUGGCCUGUGAAUGCCCCCAGCUGGUGUACCACCAGGUGCGUGCCCUGAGACUGGAGCCCCUCUCCACCCAGGGGGCGCUCACCGUGGACGGGGAGCAGGUGGAGUGCGGCCCCAUCCAGGCGCAGAUCCACGGCAGCGUGGCCAGACUUAUCUCCAGCUAAGGGGACGCUGAGUGAGUGUGGUUUUGGGAUAGAUCUCUGUUAGCAGGUAGAUUAGGUUCCAGAGCACUUUAGAGCAAAGGCUCAAGUCUUUGUGCCAUGUGAAUUAUAGAAGUGCCAAUGUCUGUCAGACAUAUGUAGUUUUUACAGGAAAAAGGGUGAAAAGAAGUUCCAUUCCUAACCUGUUAUUUAUUUUUCUACUUGGGGCAAUGAAAUGAUGGAACUGGUUUUAUGUUAUGUUUCAGAAUUUUUUAAUAAGUGUCUUCUCUUCUUGUGGAAUCACAGUGAAAUGAUUCUGGUCAUGUAUAUGUGUGUGUGUGUGUUUAUGUCUGUAAGGUCACAGCAUUAGAGUGCUCUCUGGUCUGAUUCGAGAAGCGUGUCAAGAGGAGAGCAGGGUGCUUUUUCCCAUCCUUGGGGAGCACGCCAUGACAACAGGCGUGAGGACCCAACUCCACUCAAGGCGAGCUGAGACCUGUCCUCACGCCUCUGUGACUCCCCCCCCCCCCCCCCCAACCACACACACACACACACACACACACACACACACAAAUACACACCCUCCAGGGGCAUGGUGCUGCUGUGUAGCCUGAGGAAAGAGAUGAGAUGCAGCCUUCACGACACACACACACACACACACACACACACACACACACACACACACACUCUCUCUGCUUCAUUUUCUCUCCUCUGCUGCUUCAUUUGCUCCCCUCAGUGCUUCCAUUCAGUUGUUUUCCUCCAGAGGCUCAGAGCAGGAGAGGGCCAUUCUGCCCAGGCCACAACAGGCACCAUGCCAAACACUGAAAAAAAGACAAGUGGUCACCAAUGCCUUGAUGCAUGCACAUGGGCAGAUUAUGAAUUUUCUGGCCCCUGGGCCAAGAUGCAUUACGGGCCCCCCACUAAUUGUUGCAUAUGUGAGGGGGGUUUGGGGGUCCUCCCCCAG